AUGACCGAUUCUGCUCGCGAGACCCCCGAUCUGGGCAAACCCCAAUUAGCGUCUCAUGCAUGGGUUGAGCCGAUUGUCGUGGUGGGUAUCAUGGUCGGGUCCCUGAUCGUGAACCGUCGCAGGGAUUCCAGUAAAAGCGCCAAUGACUUGCAUCACAGCCGAUAUGGUGAUUAUGCCCUGCUGGAGGAGGGCGACGCCCAUCUCAGCAGCGAGCCGCGCUCCAAAUCGGAGACGGUCUUUGGAGUCAGCAUCAAGAUGCGAGACUCGACGCGCUGGGCGCAUCAUAUCCAUAGCCGGAUCUUGCAGAAAUUCCCCUUUUUGGUCGAGAUGUUCUACUGGAGUAUGAACUAUCUCUUUUAUUCAGUGACCAAAGGGACCGCCCAGUGGCUCUCUCCCGCCCAGAUAGGGGUGGUCCAGGUCGCGCGAGGCCAUGCCGUUGACAUCCUCAACUUCGAACAUCAGACCGCUUCGUGGAUCUUUCCGAUCAAAGAAGUGGAUUUCCAAUCUUUCUUCAUUCAAAAUCACCCAUCGUUUAUGACCUUGUUCAACCGGAUCUAUUCAUUGAUUCACAUUCCCGGGACAGUGCUAUUCCUCUCCUGGUAUUACUACGUUGCGAAGAACCAUGCGGCUUUUGCGGUGGCCCGACGCACCAUGACUUUGGGAAAUCUCGCCGCCUUCUUGGUGUUUUGCGUGUAUCCCUGCAUGCCCCCCCGACUCCUACCCGAAUCGUAUGGAUUCUAUGACACCGUGCGACAGGGCAACGCCGAAAGCAUCUGGGUCGGUGGAAAAUCCAUCAACCAGUUCGCUGCCAUGCCCAGCCUCCACUUCACUUAUGCCUUUGUGAUCGGUUGCACCUUUUUCCAUUACUCGGGGUUUGGCUUUUUGGCACUUGCGAUCUUGUAUCCGAUCCUCGUCCUCAGUGUCAUCAUUGCUACCGCCAAUCAUUACUGGCUUGAUGCUGUGGUGGCCAUCUUCACCGUGACCCUGUCCUACCGCUGCAACAGGGUGCUGAUUUUGCUACUUCCUCUCGAGCAUGCCCUGUGUUGGUGUUUGCGUCUAGCGAAGCCCGUCCCUACCACGGGCGAUAGAGAUUCCAAGAGAUGA
Penicillium paradoxum is the source of this 1104-nucleotide messenger RNA. RefSeq names its product phosphatase PAP2 family protein. Lineage: Eukaryota; Fungi; Ascomycota; Eurotiomycetes; Eurotiales; Aspergillaceae. Gene Ontology annotation, biological process: sphingolipid biosynthetic process; inositol phosphoceramide metabolic process. The record is from RefSeq and is a predicted model, not a curated record. The transcript is spliced from 4 exons. Gene Ontology annotation, molecular function: inositol phosphoceramide synthase activity. Gene Ontology annotation, cellular component: inositol phosphoceramide synthase complex. The coding region runs from base 1 to 1104 and encodes 367 amino acids.